CGGCACUAAUAGAUAGACGAGUAUAACCACGAUCUGACCACGGCUUCAGGCCUCUCUCCGAGCAAAGUGGUGCCUACCCAUGGCUGCAACCAGGUGGACAGACGCCACGGCGGGUGGCUGUAAGAAAGAACAAUGUGGCAAUGGUUGAAGCAAUUGAUAAGGGCAGGAGUUGAUGUUAACAAAAUGGAGCAGGAAGGACUUUCUGCUUUGAUGAUGUGUUGUGAUGAUGGAAAUUCAGAGAUAGCAAAACUGCUACUUGAUUAUCAGGCUAAUCCUGACCUCCAGCAAUCAGAAACUGGAUACACAGCUCUGAUGUUUGCCUGCAAGGGAGGUCAUCUCGACACAGUAAUGGUUCUCAUGGAACACGGAGCUGAUGCAAAGAUUAGGAAUGUGGAAGGCAUCACAGCAUCCGAUGUGGCAUCAGCCAAUGAAUUUUGGGAUUUGUGUGCCGUAAUUGAACUAAUGGAGCCACAAGCUACAGCUGAUAUCACAGAGCACCCUGACACUUCUCUGAUGAAAGAAACAGUGGAUGAAGUGGUCAAAAGGUUCCAUGCUCAGAUGGAUCAUGUCCCGUCGUUAUCACUGUAUGACAGGGACAAAGAUGUAGCCCUCAAAGUCCCAACAGCAUAUUAUUUUAAACAUCAUCACACAUGAUUUGUGUAUACUGUGAAUCGAUACAUAUCUUCUUCCAACGCAUGACACCUGCUGAAUCCUACACUCUUAUCCUACAUUUUAACGUCUUAUGCAUAAGGCGCAGUCAGUUGAACCUACAACUACAAGCUGGAGCUGUGCGCGAGAUAGUCCAAGUCCAGC
Geodia barretti is the source of this 813-nucleotide messenger RNA. The record is from the annotation of a GenBank genome assembly. Lineage: Eukaryota; Metazoa; Porifera; Demospongiae; Tetractinellida; Geodiidae.